Eutrema salsugineum is the source of this 2502-nucleotide messenger RNA. RefSeq names its product putative cell division cycle ATPase. Gene Ontology annotation, cellular component: mitochondrial outer membrane. Bases 1 to 2496 code for a protein of 831 amino acids. Gene Ontology annotation, molecular function: ATP binding; ATP hydrolysis activity. The record is from RefSeq and is a predicted model, not a curated record. Lineage: Eukaryota; Viridiplantae; Streptophyta; Magnoliopsida; Brassicales; Brassicaceae. The transcript has 16 exons.
AUGGAGCAGAAGAGCGUGUUGUUUUCCGCGUUAGGGGUUGGUGUCGGGUUGGGGAUUGGGCUAGCGUCGGGUCAGGGUUUGGGUAAAUGGGCAAACGGGUCGGUUUCUGCAGAGGAUGGGCUUACCGGAGAAAAGAUUGAGCAAGAGUUGGUGAGGCAGAUUGUUGAUGGAAGAGAGAGUGGUGUCACUUUCGACGAGUUUCCUUAUUUCCUAAGCGAGAAAACUCGGCUUCUAUUGACAAGCGCAGCUUAUGUACAUCUAAAGCAGUUUGAUAUCUCCAAGCACACACGUAAUCUUGCACCUGCAAGUAAGGCCAUUCUACUGUCUGGACCAGCUGAAUUCUAUCAGCAAAUGCUUGCAAAAGCAUUAGCUCAUUAUUUUGAAUCAAAACUAUUGCUACUAGAUAUAACCGACUUCUCUAUUAAGAUACAGAGCAAGUACGGAUGCAUCAAAAAGGAACCUUCUCACAAGAGGUCUAUUUCUGAGAUGACCUUGGAUAAAAUGUCGAAUUUGAUGGGUUCUUUCUCUAUGCUCUCCCAAAAGGAAGAAAGAAGAGGGACCUUGCGUAGGCACACCAGUGGCAAUGAUCUUAGCUCAAGGGGCUUUGAAGGUUCAAGUCAUCCUCCGAGACUCAAGCGAAAUGCAUCUGCUGCUUCUGAUAUCAGUAGCAUAUCUUCCCGUUCAGCAACUUCUGUCUCAGCUUCAAGCAAACGCAGUACAAACUUGUGCUUUGAUGAGAAACUUUUCCUUCAGUCACUUUACAAGGUAUUGGUUUCUGUUUCGGAAACCAAUCCUAUAAUAAUAUACCUGAGGGACGUUGAGAAGCUUCUUCAGUCAGAAAGGUUCUACAAGUUGUUCCAGAGGCUCUUGACUAAGCUAUCAGGCCCUGUUUUGCUUCUCGGCUCAAGACUAUUAGAACCCGAAGAUGACUGCCAAGAAGUAGGAGAGGGAAUUUCUGCUGUGUUUCCUUACAACAUCGAGAUCAGACCACCAGAGGAUGAAUCUCAACUCAUGAGCUGGAAAACGCGAUUUGAAGAUGAUAUGAAACUGAUACAGUUUCAGGACAACAAGAACCACAUAGCUGAGGUUCUUGCGGCUAAUGAUAUCGAAUGUGAUGACUUAGGUUCCAUAUGUCAAGCAGAUACAAUGUUCCUAAGCAGUCACAUUGAGGAAAUUGUGGUUUCUGCAAUCUCCUACCAUCUGAUGCACAACAAAGAGCCCGAAUACAAAAACGGGAGGCUUGUAAUAUCUUCCAAUAGCUUGUCCCAUGGACUAAAUAUAUUCCAGGAAGGUAACAGAUACCUUGAGGACUCUUUGAAGCUGGACAGAAACACUGAUUCCAAGGGAGAAGAAGGUGAAGGAAUAAUAAUGAGCGAGUCGAAAUCUGAGACAGCUGUUCCUGAAAACAAAAACGAGUUAGAAAGAUCGGUUCCUUCAGCCAAGAAUGAAUGUCCCCUGCCUCCAAAAGCACCUGUUAAUGAGGUGGCUCCUGAUAAUGAAUUCGAGAAGCGCAUAAGACCAGAGGUUAUCCCAGCGAAUGAGAUUGGUGUGACGUUUGCUGAUAUAGGUUCAUUGGACGAAACCAAAGAAUCUCUUCAAGAGCUUGUCAUGCUUCCUCUCCGUAGGCCUGACCUGUUCAAAGGUGGCCUUCUCAAGCCUUGCAGAGGAAUCCUCCUCUUUGGACCACCUGGUACCGGGAAAACUAUGAUGGCCAAAGCCAUUGCAAACGAAGCUGGAGCUAGUUUCAUAAAUGUUUCGAUGUCCACAAUCACUUCAAAAUGGUUUGGAGAAGAUGAGAAGAAUGUGAGAGCUUUGUUCACCCUCGCAGCUAAAGUGUCUCCGACUAUUAUAUUUGUGGAUGAAGUGGAUAGCAUGCUGGGGCAAAGGACAAGAGUUGGAGAGCAUGAAGCUAUGAGGAAGAUAAAAAAUGAGUUCAUGACUCACUGGGAUGGGCUUAUGUCAAAUGCGGGUGAUCGCAUUCUCGUUCUUGCAGCAACAAACAGGCCGUUUGAUCUAGAUGAAGCUAUCAUUAGGAGGUUUGAGCGAAGAAUCAUGGUGGGUCUUCCAUCAAUCGAGAGCAGAGAGAAGAUAUUGAGAACCUUAUUGUCAAAAGAGAAAACAGAGAAUCUUGAUUUCCAUGAGCUUGCACAGAUGACAGAUGGCUAUAGUGGAAGUGAUCUCAAGAACUUUUGCACAACAGCUGCAUAUCGACCAGUGAGGGAGCUGAUAAAGCAGGAGUGCUUAAAAGACCAGGAGAGGAAGAAGAGAGAGGAAGCAGAGAACAGUGAAGAGAGAUCUGAAUCACAAGAAGAAGUAUCUGAGGAGAGAGUCAUAACGCUGAGACCUUUAAGCAUGGAAGACAUGAGAGUAGCUAAAAGCCAGGUUGCUGCUAGUUUUGCAGCAGAAGGAGCAGGAAUGAACGAACUGAAGCAGUGGAACGAUUUGUAUGGAGAAGGAGGCUCCAGGAAGAAGGAACAGCUCUCUUACUUCCUUUAGGACCCC